GCGUUCAUGGGUUUUAAAGUUCUCUUCGAUAUAUUAUAAAAUUAAUAAGUGGUCAGACAAAAACGUUUCAGAAGAAACUGAGUAGUAAAUCAGAACAAAAAAAAGUCGAAUCACGCAAUAAUCAAACUCCCAGAAAUAUCCCACACACAAAGACGAAGCAAUUUACAAACUUUGGCUGCUUUGUCUUAAAUCUGAAUCGUCCUUUUGCGUAAUCAAUAACCGUUUUCUUCUUCACCCACUCAUCUUCUUUCUUCUUCUCUCUCUCCCAAGAUUUUUUCUGCUUGUGGGUCUCCAUUCUGGGGAUUUCCUGAAGAUGGGUAACAAAUUUAUCUGUAUGAAGAAGAAAGAUGUUAUCAUUAGAAGUAGUGGAGGAGAUGGAUCUAGAAGCAAGAGAGUAAACCGUUCUCAAAGGAAAUUGCUUGGUGAUGAAGAGAUGUUGCAUCGACGAGCUUUGUCAAUGGCGAUUCAUCAAGCUCAGCUUUCUCAGAGAUUCGAUGGAUCCAUGUCUAGACGGGUCGGGUCUACUAGCUCUAAAAUACGCACACUCUCUGACCCAUUUUCCAAUAACAAGCAGGUAUCUGAUCUUCUGGAGAGCUUGAAGGUUAAGAAAUUCAUUCUUGUACAUGGUGAAGGGUUUGGGUCAUGGUGUUGGUACAAAACUAUUGCUUCAUUGGAAGAGUCAGGACUAUCUCCUGUUACAGUUGACCUCGCUGGCUCUGGAUUUAAUAUGACCGACGCAAAUAGUGUUUCCACUUUAGAAGAAUACUCAAGACCGUUGAUCGUGCUACUUCAAAGUCUUCCCGAGGAAGAAAAGGUAAUUCUGGUGGGUCACAGUACUGGAGGUGCAUGUGUUUCGUAUGCAUUAGAGCUGUUUCCAGAGAAAAUCUCAAAAGCUAUAUUCAUUUGUGCCACUAUGGUUUCUGAUGGACAAAGACCCUUUGAUGUCUUUGCUGAUGAGCUUGGUUCUGCAGAGAGGUUCAUGAAAGAGUCACAGUUCUUGAUCUAUGGAAACGGAAAGGACAAGCCUGCAACAGGAUUCAUGUUCGAGAAGCAACACAUGAAAAGCUUGUACUUCAAUCAAUCACCCAAUAAGGACAUCGCAUUGUCGAUGAUCUCAAUGCGACCUGUACCAUUGGGUCCUAUGAUGGAGAAGCUGUCGCUUAGUGAAGAAAGAUAUGGGAAAGGUCGGAGAUUCUAUGUUCAAACGCUAGACGACUUGGCACUUUCACCGGACGUGCAAGAGAAACUGGUACGAGAGAAUAGUCCCGAAGGAGUUUUCAAGAUUAAAGGAAGUGAUCAUUGUCCUUUCUUCUCUAAACCUCAGUCUCUUCAGAAGAUCCUUCUUGAGAUCGCUCAGAUUCCUUAAAAGAGAAAAAUAAAUCUUGAAUUCAUGUAUAAUACUUGCAAUUUUUUCCACUUCGUAUAAACUUUUGUAUAUUUACGUUAAUAGCAAGCAAGAUUCUCGGUAAUGCCCACUCGAAAUGAUACUUUUCAUAGUCCAAAGAAGUGUUCCUUACUCGAAAUGCUUUCUUCAUAUUUAAUUUGCUUACUAAUAAAAAACCUAAC
Thlaspi arvense is the source of this 1566-nucleotide messenger RNA. The record is from the annotation of a GenBank genome assembly. Lineage: Eukaryota; Viridiplantae; Streptophyta; Magnoliopsida; Brassicales; Brassicaceae.